AGUGAUUCAUGUGGCCGAUAAUGUUCAGAUGAUCUGGGACCCGGAGGACGCAACCUACGGCAAUGUAGUUCGAUUUAGCUGCAAGUCUAACACAGAGGUUCUGAAUGGGACGUCAGAGAUCUCUUGUGAUGAAAAUGGAGAGUGGAGUGCCCAGGCUCCAAGCUGUGAAGCUCCUAAAGGCUGUGGGAGACCACCACCCCUUGCAAAUGGAGACACCAAGAACAGUGCCCACUCUAAGUACAGACACAACGACUGGGUUGAGUAUGACUGUCAGCAUUUAUAUACCAUGAAUGGCAGACCUUAUAAAACCUGCAACAAUGGUGAAUGGACUGGACAGAUGAAAUGCCUCAGGCCCUGCACUGUGACCAGAGAAACCAUGAAUAGAUACAAUAUUCGCUUCAGACACUCUAAUGAAGAGAAGCUGUAUGCACCUCAUAAUGAAAGAAUAACAUUCAGUUGUACCUAUGGAAGACGACCUGUUGGUUCAGUGGGUAUGCAUCAAGUUUGUAAUGAUGGUGUUAUACACCUUCCCUCCUGCCAGUAAAGUUUUUUUUUGAGGAAUUUACAUUAUUAACUAGAGGACACAGCAGGCAGGAUAAAAAAUAUUCUCAAAAUGAACUUCUUCUGAUUCUUUUGUGUCUUGGUUGUGACAAUUUGAAUAAAAAUCAGUGUUCACUCA
Messenger RNA from Labrus bergylta (ballan wrasse), 679 nucleotides. It is a transcript of the gene cfhl5, whose product is annotated as complement factor H like 5. The record is from RefSeq and is a predicted model, not a curated record. NCBI's taxonomy places the organism in Eukaryota, Metazoa, Chordata, Actinopteri, Labriformes, Labridae.